CGCAGGUACAUUCCCUCCAUUUGACGGAAGUGGGUGAGAGGCUGAAAGCUGUGGUUAGCUUUUUCAGCGUGAGAGAGCUGUUUGUGUUUUGAAGGCAUUCGUCGUCAAAGGAGGUUUCCACUUCCUAGAUUUCAAUCGACAUCAAGCUGAAAUUACUCUGGAUUCUAGCUAGCUACUGUCUUCUACUUGAUAAACAACGUCCCUGCCUCGAACUGUCAACACCUUCAUCGAGCACCAACUAGCUACAUCUCUCCUGGGUGCAGUCUGGCCAAGAAAAUAAUGUCCUACAGUUGAAGAUGGGAGGUAGUGGCUCCAAAACCAAAGGUUAUUGGCCUUUUGCUGGUUCAGGCAGUGUUGAUGGUGAUCCAACCAAAGAGGGAGUCGACGAACAGUCGCUGGCGAGGCUCCGAAGUUUCCGAUGUGCGACGCCCUUCGUGUUUACCAGACGAAGCUCCCUGUACUUUGAUGAGGAUGGAGACCUGGCCCACGAGUUCUAUGAGGAGACGGUUGUGACGAAGAACGGCCGCAAGAGGGCCAAACUGAAGAAGAUCCAGAAAAACCUCAUACCGCAGGGAACCAUAACCCUGGAGCACCCCAGCAUCCAUGUGGAUUUCCCUGUCGUUCUCUGUGAGGUUUGAUGAAGCCUGGAGCCACGUUUUGAGACCAGACUCAGACUAGCCAAUGUGUCAACUCCGUCCCCCUGUUUCCCUCUCCACCUAUACUUUACCCUGAAGCCCUCCACCUACCCUCUAAACCACCGUGGUCUCCCUGUGAUGAUGUUUGGCCGGAGCCCUGACCUGUGAUGAUAGACAGGCUGUCUAAACACAUGAUUGUGUUGAGCCCCUGCAUGUGGACUCUGUAAAAUGUGGCCUGUGUGCAGUCACGUUACACAAAGUAGUAAGUGGCCACUUACGGAGACCGUCGAUGAUCUGUGAAACACGUCAGUUAAGAUGGCUGAAGACAUAAUUAUGCUCCCGUUACCCUCAACCUAUUCAAUAUAUACAGUAUGUGUGUUAGUGGAUAUGGAAUGAAGUGUGACAACAGCUUGUCUGCCUGUCUCACAGCAGCAGUGUGUUCUGGUAGGAGGAUCCAUUGUACUUUGUAAGGAGAAUGUAUUGGGACAAUUUGAGUUGAACCAUGGGCUGUUAAGUAGAAUAGUGUCUCUCAGAAUAGGCCGGCAAUCCUAUAUCUUUAAACCCCGCCCUAGAGUUAAUUUACCAUCUGUACGUAUUAAGGGGUGAUAUUUUCCGAUACCUGUUCAGUCUUCAGAGCUUCCAGAGUAAUGAUAGGGCUUCAACUGUUAGGGCCAUAUCCUGAGGUCAGAGAUAUAGGAAUAUUUAAUGCACAUUUUAUGUUUACAAGUAAAAAGAAAAACGCCAUGGCUUGAUAUAAUUUCCACCAUGCAUGAUGAUGGCUCUGCUUCUGUCAUUUCCCUAUGAUGGAGCUAGACAAUUGGUGGCCAAUGUGAUCUAAGCUGAUCUUAAUGUGAUGUGUUGUGAUGUUUGACUGGCCGUGGUGAUCAUGGUGUCAAGACCAGGGCUUGUAGUUAUGAAACGUCUGAGUAUGCGCUGAUCUAGAAUCAGUUUUAACCUUUGAGCUCAUCAUAGUGAAUCACAUUAACAUUAAAGGGACUGGGGGGGGUCUGAUCCUAGAUCGGCAAUCCUACUGAAUUGCUUUUUUUUUUAGUACAGGCCCAGGCCUCAGACACAUGUACAGAGAAGCAAGAACUUUAGUCCCCCUGGGAAAGUCCUCUGUUCCUUCACUGCUUUAGCGCGAUACAUUUCACUGUUAAUUUAUUAUAACUGUUACAAUGGCAUUGUUUUUAAUUACAACUCAAAAUGUA
Molecule: messenger RNA, 1843 nt
Organism: Salmo salar (Atlantic salmon)
Lineage: Eukaryota; Metazoa; Chordata; Actinopteri; Salmoniformes; Salmonidae
Source: RefSeq, a predicted model, not a curated record